AUGGGGUGGUGGGAGAGGGAGUGUGUGCCCAAGGUGGUUGUUGCAGCACCCACUGACAAGCUUCACUCGUUUCCUCCCCGUACGUCCCUCGCCUCCCCUCCCGCCCCCUCCCCUCCUCCCGCCUCCUCCCCUCCUCCCGCCUCCUCCCCUCCUCUCGCCUCCGCCCUGAGCAGGUGGGAGAGGGAGCGCGUGCCCAAGGUGGUUGUUGCAGCACCCAAUGAGAAGCCGCCACCUGGCGGCAAUCCUACCAGCGGCGGUGCCCCUGUGGCCCUGGGUCCGCGUCACCUGCCGCGAGUGGCUGCUGUGCCGGCCAGCCCCGCCCUGCUGCUGCCCUCCCACGAGUGGCGGCAGUACGUGCAAGCCGCCUUUGGUUACCUGCGCCAGGUGGGUCUUGCUGUGCUGUGCUGGGUAGGUGUUUUCCCCGCACUACCUGCCGCGAGUGGCUGCUGUGCCGGCCUGCUCCGCCCUGCUGCUGCCCUCCCACGAGUGGCGGCAGUACUGGCUGCUGUGCCGGCCUGCCCCGCCCUGCUGCUGCCCUCCCACGAGUGGCGGCAGUACCUCCAGGCUGCGUUCGGGUGCCUGCGCCAGAGCCUUGAAGGCGUCGACGAAUCACGAGUCGCCACGUGUCACGGCAUGCCAAUCCCAUCGCACCGCGACCUGCACGCGUGGCACUCCUACUGCUUUGGCCGCUCUCUGCCUUGUGACACGGGGGAGGCGGGAGAGGGGGGAACCGGGGGAGGGGGAAAAGUGGCGGCGAGAAGGAAGGCGAAGAGGAGAGUAGGGAAGAAGGUGGCUGGCAUGGGAGAAGGAGAGGAUUGCAGUGAGGUAGACCUGGGGGAGGGAAGCGAGAGAGGAGAGAGUGAGGGGGGAGGGAGUGAGGAGGAGGGCAGCAGAGAGGGGGAAGGGGAAGUGGAUGGGGAUGAUGAGGAGAAGGAUUUGAUUGGCGAGGAGGAGGGGGGCGCGUGGGAGGAGGACGUGGAUGGGGAGCGAGAGAAGGAUGAGGGAGUGGAGGAGGUUGGGGGUGGAGCAAGGGAGGAAGAGGUGGGUGGUGAAAGAGGAGAAAAGGAGGCAAAGGGUGAAAAGGGAGAGGAAGAAGUGGAGGAUGGUGGGGAGGGGAAGACGAAGGAGGGGGGUGAGGUUUGUUGUGGUUCGGAAGCAGAGCGUGAAGGGAUGGAGGAUGGAGGGAAAAGGGAGAGCGAGUGUGUGGAGAAAGAUGGAGGAGAGGAGAGAGGUGAGGGAGGGGAGGCGUGUGAAUCAGGAGGUGAUGGGACGACGGAAGACGGGAGUUUGAGAGGGGAGGCGGAAGGGGAUGCCAGUGCCAGCGUGCGUGACACGGCAUGGGAUGAUGUGGCAGGGGAUGAUGUGGCAGGGGGUGAUGUGGCAGGGGAUGAUGUGGCAGGGGAUGAUGUGGCAGGGGAUGAUGUGGCAGGGGAUGAUGUGGCAGGGGAUGAUGUGGCAGGGGAUGAUGUGGGAGGAGAUGUGUUGGGAAGGGGUGAUGCAGGCAUGGGGUGUGGUGGAUUGAGGGAAACACUGGACGAGAUGAUCAACUACUCGGGACCCCUGCCUCUUUGGGUGCCAGAUAAUGACGAAAGCAGCAACCCUGGUCUUGAUCCAUCUGAAGACUAUACUGAGCAACCAUCCAUGCCAGUGCCAUGGCCGUCAGAUUCUGACGUGGCAGCCAUGGAGUGCGUGCUCCCGGGCCGGGCCAAUCAGCUCGCUCCGUUGCUCGGCACGGUGCUACACUGCGAUGCUGUUGGCCGAGCCGCCCUCCUCCGCGCCCAUGUGGACUGGGCCAUCGGCCAAUCAGCAGUUGACACGUGGCGGGGAAUGUGGCUGGUGGCAUGGGCGGCAGGGGUGGACGAGCCAAUAGAAGCGGAGACGGCAGCAGCGCUGCGAGAGCUGCUGAGGAAGUGUGCUGGGCUGAGGGCUUCGAUACAGUCACGGUCUGGGGUGGUGAGUGCUGAUGGGGAGGGUGUAGAAACAGAGCAGGAGAGCAUGGAGAUGAUUGGUGGAGGGCAGCUUGUGGUGGAUGCAGCAGGGGCUGUUGAGGCGGGCACAGAGCCACAUCGCAACACCCUCCUCGCCUCUCCCCGCCUCUCCCCACCUCUCCCAACCCCUCCCCACCUCUCCCUCUCCUCAACCAACAUGCUGAGCGGCGCAGCGCGUCGCAAGGGCCAUCAGCGCUUCUCGCUCCUCCUGCUCGACGACGGGGACCACUACAUAACCGACUGGGUCGCCACGUGUCACCUCGUGGAUGGCCAGCCGCGCGCGCUCGCCGGCGGGCGGCUGCGGCUGUGCAUGAGGUCGCUUUUCUUCGAGCCGCAGGACCCCGCCAUCCCCAUUAUAAUGUUCCCCAUGCCGCACAUACUAGUCGUUUUCCACCCCGCGUCGCGCCGCCAGUACCGCUCGCAGCUGGGCGCGAAACUCGCCGCGGAGGGGCGCAUCCGCGCGGAGUGGGCGGGGGAAGGCGCGGGGGCGGGCGGGGGGGACGGGGAAAGCGGCGAAAACGGCGGGUUUGGCGGAGGUCGGGGCGGAGGACGGAGGAGCGAUGGGGGAAGGCUGGGGAAUGCGUAUGGGGAUGGGGGGUAUGGGGGAGAUAAGGGGUAUGGGGAUGUGGUGUAUGUGACAACAGGCAUGUACGUGGCAAUGAAGGCGUGUGGGCAGGACGUGCCGUACGAGUUUGAGAAGAAAGAGAUCGACGAGGGCCACCUGCCGUCCACGUGGGCCUUCUCCCUUGACUACUCGCCCACCUCACGGGUAUGCAUGCUUCAAUCCAGCCCCCUGCCAUGUGUAUACGUGAAGCAGGUUACUGCCACUCGUGUAGGUCAGAUGUUAUUGAGGUGCCACAGCAAGCAGUGCAAUGGGAAGGAGCCCGACGAGGGCCACCUGCCUUCCACGUGGGCCUUCUCCCUUGACUACUCGCCCACCUCACGGCUCCUAGACGAGGCGCUGCCAGUGCUGGGAGUGCAGCUGCUGCCAUACGAGCAGCGAGACAUGGAGCUAUUAGACGAGGCGCUGCCAGUGCUGGGGGUGGUGCAGCUGCUGCCAUACGAGCAGCGGGACAUGGAGGUGCCUUCUGACCCCUCCUGUCACUUGCCUCUCACAUCCCUCACUCCCCGUGCAUGCAUCCCUCCUCACCACCUCCUAGACGAGGCGCUGCCACUCUUAGACGAAGCCCUACCUGUGCUGGGAGUGCAGCUGCUGCCGUACGAGCAGAGGGACAUGGAGGUGGCACGCCGCCUGUCCCUCAUGGAGGCGUCGGCGCCCUUUGAUGUCAGCCGCCUUGUGGACCUCUCCGAACACAUCCUCCUCGACUGCCUCGCCUCCCAGGUUCGGCCUCUGGUUCGGGAGCCGGGCCGCCUUGUGAUCACACAGCAGCGGCUUUACUUCCAGGUGACAACUGGUGCAGGUGACGUCUGGGCCGGGUGUACCGUCACUGCUCUUUUGCUCCCUGCUCUUUCGCUCCCUGCUCUUUCGCUCCCUGCUCUUUCGCUCCCUGCUCAUUCGCUCACUGCUCUUUCGCUCCCUGCUCUUUCGCUCCCUGCUCUUUCGCUCCCUGCUCUUUCGCUCCCUGCUCUUUCGCUCCCUGCUCUUUCGCUCCCUGCUCUUUCGCUCCCUGCUCUUUCGCUCCCUGCUCUUUCGCUCCCUGCUCUUUCGCUUCCUGCUCUUUCGCUCCCUGCUCUUUCGCUCCCUGCUCUUUCGCUCCCUGCUCUUUCGCUCCCUGCUCUUUCGCUCCCUGCUCUUUUGCUCCCUGCUCUUUCGCUCCCUGCUCAUUCGCUCCCUGCUCUUUCGCUCCCUGCUCUUUCGCUCCCUGCUCUUUCGCUCCCUGCUCUUUCGCUCCCUGCUCUUUCGCUCCCUGCUCUUUCGCUCCCUGCUCUUUCGCUCCCUGCUCUUUCGCUCCCUGCUCUUUCGCUCCCUGCUCUUUCGCUCCCUGCUCUUUCGCUCCCUGCUCUUUCGCUCCCUGCUCUUUCGCUCCCUGCUCUUUCGCUCCCUGCUCUUUCGCUCCCUGCUCUUUCGCUCCCUGCUCUUUCGCUCCCUGCUCUUUCGCUCCCUGCUCUUUCGCUCCCUGCUCUUUCGCUCCCUGCUCUUUCGCUCCCUGCUCUUUUGCUCCCUGCUCUUUCGCUCCCUGCUCUUUCGCUCCCUGCUCUUUCGCUCCCUGCUCUUUCGCUCCCUGCUCUUUCGCUCCCUGCUCUUUCGCUCCCUGCUCUUUCGCUCCCUGCUCUUUCGCUCACUGCUCUUUCGCUCCCUGCUCUUUCGCUCCCUGCUCUUUCGCUCACUGCUCUUUCGCUCACUGCUCUUUCGCUCCCUGCUCUUUCGCUCACUGCUCUUUCGCUCCCUGCUCUUUCGCUCCGGCUAUGUUCUCUACUGGCUCGUGCGCUCUGCACCAGCACACAUGCUGCGGCUGCAGGGCCUGCGGGCAAGCAGAGAAGGAACAUGAGGAAGAAGGGUGAGAGGAGCAAGGGAGAAAUCGGCCAAGGGAUGAGAACGGCCGCUUUGACUCCCCGGACCGGCUGUUCACAGGCCUGCAGGAGUCGCAGGCUUUAUCUCCAUCCCUCUCCACCCCAUCUCCCCACCCCCUUCUUCCCUCCACCACCCCCCCUCCCCCAUCAGAACGGCCGCUUUGACUCGCCUGAUCGGCUGUUCACGGGGCUACAGGAGUCGUGGGAGAGUGUGCUGUCUUUUUUUAAGGCGCCUUAUGAAUCUCCCCAACCCCCCGCCUCCCCCCCUCAGAACGGCCGCUUUGACUCGCCUGAUCGGCUGUUCACGGGGCUACAGGAGUCGUGGGAGAGUGUGCUGUCCAACGCCACAGAUGUCAAGGAGCUCAUCCCCCACUUUUUCUCACUCCCAGCACACUUCCUCCGCCUCCCGUCGGACCUCAAUCUAGGCACACGCCAGAACGGAGUGCCAAUCGGCGAUGUGGAGCUGCCUCCUUGGGCGAGGGAUGCAGAGGAUUUCGUAGUGAAGCACGUGCAGGCUCUGGAGUGCGAGUGGGUGUCGGCGAAUCUCCACCAUUGGAUCGAUCUGAUUUUCGGAUACAAGCAGCGAGGCAAGGCAGCAGAGGAGGCGGACAAUCUCUUCCACCCGCUCACCUACGAGGGUGCAGUGGAGCUUGACUCGCUCAGCAGCUUUGUGGAGAGGAGAGGCUUCGAAACUCAGGUGCUGUUCUGUGGGAUGGAUUUGUGA
Messenger RNA from Closterium sp. Naga37s-1, 5184 nucleotides. The record is from the annotation of a GenBank genome assembly. NCBI's taxonomy places the organism in Eukaryota, Viridiplantae, Streptophyta, Zygnematophyceae, Desmidiales, Closteriaceae.